This is a messenger RNA of Penicillium bovifimosum, 600 nucleotides long. Its product is annotated as cupin domain-containing protein. Lineage: Eukaryota; Fungi; Ascomycota; Eurotiomycetes; Eurotiales; Aspergillaceae. The record is from RefSeq and is a predicted model, not a curated record. The transcript has a single exon. The coding region runs from base 1 to 600 and encodes 199 amino acids.
AUGUCGGAAGAUUAUCUGAAGAACCCUCUCCCCAUGAUCCGCCGCUUCAUCACCACCCACAAUACCGACGGCGAAGCAAUCUUCAUCUCCCACGCUCAAGUCCCCGACUACCUCCCCUCAACGCCAACGGGAGCAGAUGGCGAAAUCGCCCUGCUAUACGCUACGACCAGUAUUCCAACCCCGGUUGACGCCGAGGCCGACGUCGCCAUGUACGACGAGUUCCUGCAUCAACCCCCCGGGAUCACAGUUGAAGGGGGAACUGCUUUCCGCCUGAUUGAUCUCCGUCCUGGCAAGGCAACACCAAUGCACCGAACUGUGAGCAUCGAUUACGGAGUGAUAAUCGAUGGGGAGGUUGAUCUUGUGCUAGACUCGGGUGCAAGUCGGCGGAUGCAUCGUGGCGAUGUCAGUGUGCAGAGGGGGACUGCACACUCGUUCCGCAACCGAAGUAAUACAGAGUGGUGUCGCAUGAUGUUCGUGUUUUUGCCAAUGGAGAAAAUCAAAAUCAAUGGGAAGAAUCUGGAGGCGGAGGUAUAUGACCAGGGAUUCGACAACCCGAGGACUGAGGAGGGCAAUCUGGAGAAUGUGUUGGAAGAAAGCUAA